Molecule: messenger RNA, 1692 nt
Organism: Umbelopsis ramanniana AG
Lineage: Eukaryota; Fungi; Mucoromycota; Umbelopsidomycetes; Umbelopsidales; Umbelopsidaceae
Exons: 5
Coding region: 53-1537 (494 amino acids)
Source: RefSeq, a predicted model, not a curated record
UUUUUUCACUUUGCUUCUUUGGAUUUUUUUCUUUUCAUUUCAACCUUCUCUCAUGCGUCUUCCAGCUUGGCUUUGGAUACAUGUUGUCUUGUGUCUUGCAGUCCCUGUAUUGACCAUGCCUGUCGAGGAUGUCCAGCAGGGUUUGAUCAAACGUGCUCCCACAACAAAUGGGGCUUCUGCAGAUGCCGUUUAUAACCCACCACCAGCCAGUCCAACAUCAACAACCACUACACGCGAUUCGACUACCACAUCAACUUCCACUCGCCCUGAUCCUCCUUCAUCAACAACUCCACCACCUGCAUCAACUACAACGACUCCUUCCUCACCGGCAUCAACACUUCCAUCCACCACAACAUCAUCAUCCACCACUACUGCAUCAUCAUCCACAACCAAUCCACCGUCAUCAUCUAGUUCAACUACAGAUCCAAUUUCCCCAACUACAACCACUCCACCUCCAACCACUACUACCACUCCACCACCCACUACAGUCAUAUCCUCUACCACAUCGCCAGUUACUACUCCACCGCCUACAACAACAACAACAACUACACCACCCGAUACAACUGUACCUGGACCGACAACGACUGUACCAUCUACCUCCACGCCACAAACCACUACCACUCCUGUGCAACCAACCACUACGACCACAACUCAUACACCUAUCACGUCAGCAAAAUUAACUUCGUUUACUUCCGCAAUCGGUACUGGAACCGAUGUCACCGUCAUAGUAUCCACGGCCAUGGUCACUAUCAUGCCCACGGAUCCGUCCUUGUUAAAUUCUGAUACUGCCCCACCCUCCAGUAAUAAUAACGCUGCUAUCAUUGGAGGAGUCGUUGGUGGCAUUGGUGGUGCCUUGCUUAUUGGCGGUUUAGGCGUUUUCAUGUACAAACGUCACAAGGCUCAGAAAGAUUUCAACGAAACCUUUUCACCUUACGAUGACGAUCAAGACAUGUCACAAUAUGGUGGUCCGGUUACGCAAAGACCCAUGGGAGGAGCCAAUACCGGUCAACAUGAAAGCAGCGACGGAGGAUCGUAUGGCCAAUACCAUGGUUCGCCGCCACCUUUAAGCAAUGUAGUGCAACAGCCCGGCGGCCCCUACAGUACAGGUCAAAAUCCUGGCGCCUAUGCGCAGUAUCCUCAAGGCCAAUCGCCUAUGGGCAACGUGGUACAACACUUGCCAAGCGGAGAUAUGGGUCAAAACUAUGGCAACGCUGUACAGCACUUGCCUGGAGGCGAUGUAGGACAAAACUAUGGAAACGCAGUCCAACACUUGCCUGGUGGCGACGUGGGCCAAGGCUACGGGGGAGGACAAUAUGGAACGCAAUACCCGUUCCUUGUGGCUGGAGGAGAUUAUCGACACAGCCUCAGUACGGGAUCUCAAGAGAAUGACACUCAAUAUAUGGACAACACUGCUCGCGAUUCCCAAAACUGGGGUCAAUCACACUAUCGCAGCCCGUCUGAUGCGUCCUAUGAGCGAGGCCAUGUUCCCGAUGAAGCUCCAACCGAAACUUUUGACAAGCCUGAUCAGCGAGACUGAGCCUUGUUUGCCCGAACCCUUCUGUGAUAUCUUUAUUUUGCAUCAUUACUGCUGUUAGAAAUAGCUUUUUUACCAUAUGCCUUUUUUCCCCCCAUGUUACAUAAUAUAUAAGCUCACUAUACUAUUAUAUUAGUCUGUGUACUUUAUAAAAAGAA